AUGAACGCCACUUCUCGUCUCAUCUGCCCCCUCCCUCGCCGUGUCGCUCAACUGAAGGGCGCCCAAGACAUCAAGGUUGCGCCCGCGCGCCUCUACAUCAAGAAGGGCAACCCCCUCCCCCCCUCCAAGCUCCACCUCCAGCAGGUCGCCGACACGACGACGAAGCGCAAGACCCUCGCGGAGGACCCCGCGACUAACAAGCAUGUGCGCUUCGACACGGACCCCGGCGUCAAGCUUGUCGCCGGACAGUUCAAGAAGGUUCUCGUCCUCGAGGACGAGAAGAAGGUUUCCAUCAAGGGCCUCCUUCGCAAGGGAAAGUCGAGUGGAGGAGUGGCUGAGGUCGACGUCGACAAGGAGACGUACACCCACUACAAGAUUGCGCGCAAGAGCCUGAUUCGCGGCGACGUCCUCGACCCCAAGUUCUUUGCCCCGAAGGUUCCCCGCAAGCACACUCGCCAGCGCCGCACCGUUCGUGGUCUCCCCCACUGA
Apiotrichum porosum is the source of this 489-nucleotide messenger RNA. RefSeq lists its product as uncharacterized. Bases 1 to 489 code for a protein of 162 amino acids. The transcript has 5 exons. The record is from RefSeq and is a predicted model, not a curated record. NCBI's taxonomy places the organism in Eukaryota, Fungi, Basidiomycota, Tremellomycetes, Trichosporonales, Trichosporonaceae.